UGGAGAGCGGGCGGGCGGACGGACGGACGGUCGGGCAGGCUCGGCGGUCGUGCUGGGGAGGUUGCAGCCGGGGUCUCCUUUCUCCUCCUCCGCUGCUGUUGCUGAUUUCCCCCUCGCCGGGUCCCUCUCCCCCCCCGCUCCAUCUUUGGGGGGGCGCAGCGGAGGGGCAGAGGGGGCGCCUGCGCAAGAUCAUGCCGGACCAGAUCACUGUGUCGGAGUUUAUUGUUGAGACCACGGAAGAUUACAAUUCCCCAACGACGUCCAGUUUUACCACCCGGCUACAGAACUGCAGGAACACCGUCACGCUGCUAGAAGAGGCUUUAGAUCAGGACAGAACUGCACUACAAAAAGUGAAAAAAUCUGUAAAAGCAAUAUAUAAUUCUGGACAAGAACAUAGCCAAAAUGAAGAAAGCUAUGCACAAGUGCUAGAUAAAUUUGGAAGUAAUUUCUUAAGUAGAGAUAAUCCAGACCUGGGCACUGCUUUUGUAAAAUUUUCCACACUAACUAAGGAAUUGUCAACACUGCUUAAAAACCUGCUGCAAGGCUUGAGCCAUAAUGUUAUCUUCACCUUGGACUCCCUGUUGAAAGGGGAUUUGAAAGGAAUUAAAGGGGAUCUCAAAAAGCCUUUUGAUAAAGCCUGGAAGGAUUAUGAGACCAAAUUCACGAAAAUUGAAAAGGAGAAAAGGGAACAUGCCAAGCAACAUGGGAUGAUACGGACAGAGAUUACUGGGGCUGAGAUAGCAGAAGAAAUGGAGAAAGAGAGAAGGCUGUUUCAGCUCCAGAUGUGUGAAUAUCUCAUUAAGGUUAAUGAAAUCAAGACGAAAAAGGGUGUGGACCUUUUACAAAAUCUUAUUAAGUAUUAUCAUGCACAAUGCAAUUUCUUUCAAGAUGGCUUGAAGACAGCUGAUAAACUCAAACAGUACAUUGAAAAGCUAGCUGCUGAUUUAUAUAAUAUAAAACAGACACAAGAUGAAGAAAAGAAGCAACUUACUGCAUUGAGGGACUUGAUAAAAUCCUCUUUACAACUUGACCAAAAAGAGGAUUCACAGAGCCGGCAAGGAGGAUACAGCAUGCAUCAACUUCAGGGAAAUAAAGAAUAUGGCAGUGAAAAGAAAGGAUACCUUUUAAAGAAAAGCGAUGGCAUACGGAAAGUUUGGCAGAGAAGAAAAUGCACAGUUAAAAAUGGCAUCCUGACCAUCUCCCAUGCAACUUCAAACAGGCAACCUGCUAAAUUAAAUCUGCUUACAUGCCAAGUGAAACCAAACGCCGAAGACAAGAAAUCAUUUGACCUGAUAUCACAUAACAGAACAUACCACUUUCAGGCAGAAGAUGAGCAAGAUUAUGUCGCUUGGAUAUCAGUAUUGACCAACAGCAAAGAAGAAGCUUUAAAUAUGGCAUUCCGGGGAGAACAGAGCACAGGGGAGAACAGUCUUGAAGAUCUUACAAAAGCCAUCAUCGAUGACGUUCAGAGAUUGGCUGGAAAUGAUGUCUGUUGUGACUGUGGAUCACCAGAUCCAACUUGGCUUUCUACUAACCUGGGCAUCUUAACCUGUAUAGAAUGUUCCGGAAUACAUAGAGAAAUGGGUGUUCAUAUUUCUCGAAUCCAAUCUUUAGAACUGGACAAAUUAGGAACAUCCGAACUCUUGCUGGCCAAGAAUAUAGGAAAUAAUAGUUUUAAUGACAUUAUGGAGGGAAACUUACCAACUCCAUCUCCAAAACCCACUCCAUCAAGUGAUAUGACUGCCCGCAAAGAAUUUAUUACUGCUAAAUAUGUUGAUCAUAAGUACUCCAGAAAGACCUGUGCGUCGGCAGCAGCUAAACUGAAUGAACUACUAGAGGCUGUUAGAUCCAAGGAUUUACUUGCACUACUUCAAGUCUAUGCAGAAGGAGUUGAACUAAUGGAACCACUCUUAGAGCCUGGACAGGAGCCAGGUGAAACUGCUCUUCAUUUAGCAGUCCGGACUGCUGAUCACACCACACUCCAUCUGAUCGACUUCCUUGUACAAAACUGUGGAAACCUGGAUAAGCAAACAGCGUUGGGGAAUACAGUUCUACAUUAUUGCAGUAUAUAUAACAAACCAGAGUGUUUGAAGUUGGUUUUGAAGGGGAAGCCAACUUUGCAUAUAGUAAAUCAAGCUGGCGAAACUCCCCUGGACACGGCGAAGAGACUGAAAGCUCUCCAGUGUGAAGAUCUGCUCUCCCAGGCCAAAGUGGGAAAAUUAAAUCCGCAUGUUCACGUCGAAUACGAGUGGAAUCUUCGGCAGGAAGAAAUGGACGAAAGUGACGAUGACUUGGAUGACAAGCCUAGUCCGAUUAAGAAAGAACGCUCUCCGAGGCCGCAGAGUUUUUGUCAUUCUUCCAGUAUUUCUCCUCAGGACAAAAUGGCUCUUCCCGGUCUUAGCGCUCCACGAGACAAACAGAGACUGUCCUAUGGCGCCUUCCCACAUCAGAUUUUUGUCUCUGCCAGCAUCGACUCUUCCACUUCGCCAACAACUGUAGAUGGGCCCCCACUUCCUCCAAGAAAUGCUGGAAAAGGUCCAACAUGUCCUCCUUCAACUCUCCCAUUAAGCACUCCAGCCUCUAGUGGCAGCUCCACCCUGUCUAAGAAGAAGCCCCCUCCCCCACCCCCUGGACACAAAAGAACCCUAUCAGACCCACCCAGCCCACAACCACAUGGGCCCCAGAAUAAGGCCCAAAUGUCUUGGGGUAAUGAUCUGGGUCCGCCAGCCACCAAAACGGCAAACAAGUUCGAAGGGAUGUCUCAACAGUCAGGCACCGGGACUGCUAAGACUGCCCUGGGCCCAAGAGUGCUUCCCAAACUACCUCAAAAAGUGGCAUUACGAAAAAUAGAAACGAUUCAUCUUCCUUCACUAGACAAAUCCAGCCACCACUCAGAAAUCUUUCAAAAGUCAGCUUCUCUUUGUAUCGAUCUGCCCCAGAAGCCCCAGCCUGCAGAUUUAGCCCCCAAACCAGGAGAAUUACCCCCCAAACCCCAACUGGGGGACCUGCCCCCCAAACCCCAACUAGCCGACUUACCUCCGAAACCCCAAAUGAAGGAUCUCCCUCCGAAGCCACAGCUAGGAGAAACGUUGGCAAAAUCUCCUGGUGGGGAGCUGUCCCCCAGAUCUCAGCCUCCCGAGGCCAAUCAGAAAUCACCCAAUAUGGAUCUUUCCCCAAAGAUUCAAUCGAAAGAGAUUGUCCAGAAACAAGCAUCUGAAGACUCUGGAGAUACAACGCCUGGAUCAGCUGAAACCCCUGUGCCACUUCCUAGAAAAAUAAACAUGGGAAAGAAUAAAAUCAGGAGGGUGAAGACAAUCUACGAUUGCCAAGCAGAUAACGACGAUGAGCUUACGUUUGUGGAAGGUGAAAUUAUUAUCGUAACAGGAGAGGAGGAUCAAGAGUGGUGGAUCGGCCACAUCGAAGGAAAGCCGGAACGGAAAGGGGUCUUCCCUGUCUCCUUCGUCCACAUUUUAUCAGACUAACUCCAGCCAGAAAUGUUGAGUAUUGCACAUUGUUCCUGCAAGUCAGGCUUUAAGCACGAAGCGAGACAGCUGCUGCAUCCUUGUAAUUCUGUGCAUAAUUGUGGAUAUUGAUGUAUAUAUAUAUAACUGCUGUUAACAAGACGAGAAGUCGGUCCUGCCCGUACGGAGGGCUCAUCAAACCUGCAAUUGUAUAUAGAAAGUGUUCUUUUGCCAUUGCCAGUAUUAUGGUCAUUGUCGGAGCUGGCAUGCCUUAUUGGGUUGGUCAAGCCAUUCUUGGCAUCAAGCACUUAAAAAAAAAAAUUGUCUGUGUGUAUGAACUGCCAGCUUUCUAAAUAAACUGUUAGUCCCAUUCACUCCCAUUCAGCUGUGCAGAAUUUACCAUCCCUAAUAAUACAUCAGUAUUCUCGGAAGUAGAUAGCUAGCAGCGUUUCUCUUUUCUCCCCCAAAGGAACAGCAGAUAUCCAUUGACAGCUACCCCACCUGCACCGUCGACAGCUUGUGAAAUCCCCUUUCCUUGGUAUUCAUUUAGAGAAAUAUAUAUGUGUGUAUGUGUGUGUGUGUCCGAUGUAUCCAUCCAAUGAACAGAAAUAUGCACUAAUGCUACAGAUAAAACCGGUAGGGUUUUUAGGGUGCGUAGGUCACCUGUUCAUGUUUGUAUUCUGUAACUUUGGUCUUUUACCUCACUGGGCUCCAUCUCAAAGUCUUCAAUAAAAAAAUUAUUCCACCUCGCAAAGGAAACCAUGCAAGAUUCCUGGCUGUAGGUUUUCUUUCAGGGUCUCCAUAUAAAGCACAUUCCUGUACCGUACCUGCAUGGCUUCUUCAUAUCUCUGCUUAUAGUCUCCGUUCGGGCAAAUGGCAUUUGUCAGCUUUUGUCUUUCGGUUUCAAGUAGGGCAGCUUUGGGGGAGUGAUCUCUUUACCACCCAGAUCGAAAUAUCAGCUGAUCGGAGUUUUUGCUGGCUAACUCAUUGGUUCAUUAAGCUAUUGGAAGAUUUCAACCUUCCUUCCAACUGCGCCGUACCGUUUUCGGGUCACAAUAUCAUUCUCGUAUUGCCGCCUGGAGAAAUCAAAAUCGUUAGCGAAACAAUUUAAAA
Molecule: messenger RNA, 4574 nt
Organism: Ahaetulla prasina
Lineage: Eukaryota; Metazoa; Chordata; Lepidosauria; Squamata; Colubridae
Gene: ASAP1
Product: ArfGAP with SH3 domain, ankyrin repeat and PH domain 1
Exons: 29
Coding region: 192-3482 (1096 amino acids)
Biological process (GO): positive regulation of GTPase activity
Cellular component (GO): cytoplasm
Molecular function (GO): protein binding; GTPase activator activity
Source: RefSeq, a predicted model, not a curated record